Molecule: messenger RNA, 429 nt
Organism: Cyclospora cayetanensis
Lineage: Eukaryota; Apicomplexa; Conoidasida; Eucoccidiorida; Eimeriidae
Exons: 3
Coding region: 1-429 (142 amino acids)
Source: RefSeq, a predicted model, not a curated record
AUGAUCAUCUGCAUAGGGCCCAUCUGCGUGCCUAUAUGGCACCUGGGCAUCUUGCUCCUCAUGUUGGCGAAGCCCCUGAUCCACUUAUUCAAAAUACUCACCGGAUGGGAAGCACAAGACUCUGCAGCACCAGAAAAAGGCGACAGUGGAGGGGGGGCGACGGCUACCGAUGGCGUCAAGCAGGUGAACUUUCGAGAAUUAGUCAAAGCAAUGUACUCUGGGAUUUUCGCUUCCGUGAACGUUGACGAUUUUCCGGACCAUCCGGACGCCCCUUCGAUGCUCCCGACCUUCAAAGUGUACAGAGAUAAGGGCUAUGCAAUCGACUCACUCUCUACUCCUCGUUGGCUUGCUGUGCUUGCGACUCAGCUGACGGGGGCAAGUCCAGAUAAGCUGGAGGCCCUUGUGGCGCGCCAUGCCGCAAAGAACUAA